AUGUCUUGCAAUAAAAAAAUACGAAAAUUAAAUUCAAAUCAAUUACAAGAACUUCGACAAGCAUUUGAUUUAUUUGAUACUGAUAGUAGUGGUAGUAUAUCAAUAAAUGAAUUGAAACAAGUUCUUCAUGCAUUAGGUGUUAGUUUAUCUGAACAAGAAAUUCGACAAAUGUUUUCAGCAAUAGAUGCUGAUAAAAAUGGUUUGUUAUUAGACGAAAUAAAUAAUGAUUUUAUUGAUUUUUAUAUAGGUCGUAUUGAAUUUGAUGAAUUUGCUGAAAUAGUAGCAGAUACGUAUUUUAAAAAAUUUUCUCGUGCUGAAAUUCUUGAAGCAUUUAGAAGAUUUGAUCAUAAUCAUGAUGGUUUUAUUGAAGCUGAUGAAUUAAAAAUAAUAUUAGAUCAACUUGGAAGACAUUUUUCGAAUGAAGAAAUUCGUCGUAUGAUUGCUCAAAUUGAUCGAGAUGGAAAUGGAAAAAUAUCUAUUGAAGAAUUUGCUGCACUAGUUGAAAGAGAAUUUUGA
This is a messenger RNA of Rotaria sp. Silwood2, 516 nucleotides long. NCBI's taxonomy places the organism in Eukaryota, Metazoa, Rotifera, Eurotatoria, Philodinida, Philodinidae. The record is from the annotation of a GenBank genome assembly.